GAUUGGUCAAUUAAUUUCACACUAUAUGUGGCUUGAAUCGCGAUAGUUUCUGUCUUUGUUGUUUGCUCAACUUUUCAAAUUAAGCACACUUCUAACAUAAACCCACAGGAGGUGUGAUGCAUUGGAGAAAUCAUUUGUUGUGUUUCUUUAUGACUCUUCUAAUGUCCUUCAAACUCUGUAAAGCACGAGCCGAUGAAGAGGAGGAGAGGAAGGUGGAAGGUGCUCAUGUCCUGAGUCACGUGGAGUCUGGUUCAACUUUCGCAUCUGCGGUUUUGCCUCGACCCGGUUCACUUAAGUUUAAACAGGAACACCAAGUGUCUCAACGUGAUUUGGCUGCAAAACUAAAGCUAAUGAAUCCAUCAGUUCAAUGUGGCAACGACCGGAUGACCCUGACAGUCAAACGGGCUAGAGCUUCACAUUUUCUAGUGGAUACUGGUGAAGAGCCUCUGACCCCCCUUGCUCAGAUGCCGUCUACAUGUGGCUUCUCUGUGAGGAGAUCUCGCCGAGAUGUGCAGUAUGCUGCAUCCUAUCAGAGCUGUCAUGUCAGCAAGGAGGAUAGCGAUUACGUCCUACCGUUGCUUUUUCGGGGGGCUCCUAUGACCAUGUCUUGCCCCAACAUGCUGACGUCACCCGCUGUUGUCUGCUUCCCAUCUAAGAUGGUGGUGAAGCUUGGUGGAGUUGCAGCAAAGGAUCUCAAACUAAAGGUGUCUGGAACAUGGCAGCCUUUAUCAUCAGCCUGCAGCAGCUGUGGAGUGACUUUUAAAGAGGUGUCUGGAGAAGUGGCUCUGAUUGUACCAUACAGCAGAGACUUGUGUGUAGAGAUGAAGGAUGGGGAGUACUUCCUUUCUCUCCAGUGGGCAGAUUUUGAGCUCCUAACCACAUGCCCUCCGGUUCCAAGCACAGACUCUACAACUGAAACUGCACCACCUAGUGGCAACAAUAAGUUCCAGCAUCAUCCUCAGCACCCUUAUAUGCAACAGUUUGCUCAAAUCGAGCAGCCCUGGCCAACACAGAGUCCACUUGCACCUGUGCCUUCGCUGCCACCGCUUUUUGUUGUUACUGUGAAUUCUCCUGAAAACCAGAAAAUCCCAGAAGCUCAGAGCCCCGCUUUAUCAUUCAUGCCACAGUUGUCCCAGUUCUUUGUACUUCCCAGAGCUGAAUCACCACCACAGCUUUCUGUAAAUGAUGCUGUAAAACAGGUUCAGUUUCAUCAGAUGUCAAAGUCACCUUCAUAUCAGGUUCCUGUUUACCCAGAAUUCCCUAUGGUACCUGGAACUUUCCAACCCAUAACCUCAUCUCCUCUUCCUUCUGCCACUAGCACAGAGACUCCAGUAGCUGCACCUGCAGCAGUGAACAAGGAGAAUCAUCAGCUUUAUGUACCACUGCAGUUCCCAGGGCUCCCUCAGCACCUUUUUCCAACAUUCCUUAAACACCCAUUGCCUUCAAAUGAUGACACGCAAGCUGUUGAGCCCAAAUCUGGAACUGAGGAAUUGAAACCACAACACCUCCAUCCACAUAUCUUCCAGUUCCCCAUGUUGUAUUCUUCUCUUAACUAUCCUUCUCAGGGACAGAAUGCUUUCAUUCCAACUCCUGUGCCUGCUCCAGCUACAAUCCCAGCCAAUUCAGGUCCCACGAAGACAAUCGUAUCUUUUGAAAACUCAUUUUAUCAGCCACACCCUUACAUACCAGUGUACUUCGUUCCUGAACAGGCGUCCAUGCCUGUGUUUCUUCCACCUCCACCCAAUCCUCAGGCACAGCCAGUUCCAUUGGAUCAACACAAUCACAAACCCGUCUACCAUCCGAUGCAAUCGUUUUACCCUUUCCUCCCCGAUCAGAGACAUAUGGCGCUCACAGGAAGCUGA
Molecule: messenger RNA, 1862 nt
Organism: Nothobranchius furzeri (turquoise killifish)
Lineage: Eukaryota; Metazoa; Chordata; Actinopteri; Cyprinodontiformes; Nothobranchiidae
Source: RefSeq, a predicted model, not a curated record